Molecule: messenger RNA, 3350 nt
Organism: Magallana angulata
Lineage: Eukaryota; Metazoa; Mollusca; Bivalvia; Ostreida; Ostreidae
Exons: 5
Source: RefSeq, a predicted model, not a curated record
ACAGGACAGUGCCCUGAUACUGCUGGUAGCACGCAAGUAACAAGCUGUGAUGGGAUAGAAAAGAUUGGUUCAUUUAUUGAAAUAGACUUCAAUAAAAUCAACCGCCCUUGUAUCUGUAUUGUGACACUGCUGUUUGAGGGAGUUCUGAUCGGGACAACAAGGAAAGCACCAACAUGGUGCCCUAACCCAGUAUCAGUGAAUACGACCACUGUUUUGGACUGCAAUGGUGCAUCUGACACAGCCGACGUCAAAAUUAACGACACACUUGUAGUAAAAGCAGAAUACCAACCAGGACAAACUUCAGUGGAGUUUUAUCAAUGCCUGGUACUUAGAGAAAAUGGCGGAGUUGGCGGAAAUUUGAGUGUUGUUUGCGGAAAGCAACAGGUAAUUACAUCAACUACAAAGACAAGUACUAUGCUAUCUGAAAUAAGAUCUUCACCUGAGGUUUCCUCGAUAAAAACAACAUCUACAACAAAGGAUCAGUACACUUAUUCUUUUACGACCCAGUCUACUUCAAGAGUGUCUGGAAUAGACACUUCUGAAGUUUCCUCUAUACAAUCAACCUCUGCAAGAAACAAGAAGGAAACUUACACUAUCGCGACUGUAACCACUAAAUGGAAUCCCGAAAUAGAAUCUUCGUCUGCAGUUUCGAAUUCAUUGAUAAAAUCAACAUCUACGAGCUAUGAAAGAGAUACUGAUUCUGUCACAGAUUCAACUACUUUACCAGUUGUUCCGGAUUCUUUGCUAGAGAAUAUACCAUGUGGUUUACCUUUUCCAUUUCUGAUAGUCAUUCUUGCUGUGAUAUCGUCUGGUUCAGUUUUCUUAAAUAUAUGGUUUAUCAUUCAAAUAUGUUUAAGAAAAGCAAAGGAAACUCGACUGAAGAACGGAAACAUAAAAAUCAAAUCUGAAAAGGAAACGUACAUGGAACUUAAUGAAAGAGUUAAAACUUGUCAUGAGAACCAGUAUGACUCGCUGACAUAUCCCAAUAACUACAUAGAUAUCAGUGCAUUAUGAAUUGAUUGAUCUUUAUAUUAUCAGCAUCUUUUGAUACGUGUUUGAAUAAUCGGCGAUUUUCUGUUUAUGGUCAACAUCAUUAUCUGUCGAAAUUAGGUAAAGGGAAUUGCUUAUAUGUUUGAAAUUGACUUAUUUCUUCCUUUUGUUUCUAAAAGUACACCACAAUGUAUGUAGAUAAGCCUAAAAGAUGUUGUUAUAUGUACGUUACUGACCACAAUUGUAGUAAAAGUAACCCUAUUAUCUUUCUUUUAAAAAAGGAGUACAAUAAACUAAGGCCAGGAAGAAACUUUAACUUUAGAGGUCAUAAUCAUAUAUUAUCAGUCAUAGAGACAAUAUUCCAUAUGCAUUUAAAAAAGCAUAUAUGAACCUUCCUAAAGCAAUCCCAUUCUCUGUGAUAUCAGAGAAAUAUUUAGCAUGCAUCGAUAAAGAUCAAUAAUUCGUUUGCAUCUGUAUCCAGUGUGCAUUUUGCUACAGAGAAUGCAUAAUCCAUUGUCGGAGGUUUGUUAUAUAUUUUCGUUGAUAUAUAUAGAUGUCAUAAUAUAAAAGUUAUUGAUCAUUUCAUGACUGCGUACGCAUCAGCGUCAAACAUUUUGAAUGCAAAAUGACAAAUCGAUAGACCCAUAAAGUUACAAAGAAUACACAAUUCCCUAAUAUUGUUUUUAAAAAGUGUAGUAAAACAGGAAAAUAUUAAUACUUUAUCCAAAGAUACCCUCGAUCCAUUUUGCUCACUUACAUUUACUCGAUAUUUAUGAAUGCAUGUACCUCAGGGUUCAAGCCAUGUUCAUUUAAAAGUAUGAAAUAUUUCCAAAACUUUACGUCUGAAACAACCUUCUAGCUUCUUAGGUUUCAAUACACCGCUAAAAAUAAAAAAAAGUAUACGGGGAUUUUGCAUUCCAAUAGACCCAUAUGAUAACGUCGUCUGAAUGAAAAUGAUGUCAGGAUUUCCCAUUAUAAAGCUCUCUAAAUCCUCUUUAAAAAUUGCUUUCGUUCCUGCGAUUUUUACGAGUUAAAACAAAUAAUGUGUCAAUGACGAUAUCUUGAAUAUUUUCCAUUUCAUCAAUUUCAAAUGAACUUCCUUCACAAGUUUGUGUAUUUAUGUUAAAAAUCGUCCAAAUGUGCUACAGAAGUAUCUGUGAAUAGACUUUAGUAACAACUGUUGCGAACUUAUGGUCGUAUAUAUUUUUGGGAGUUGAUUUUUAUCAACUCUCCAAUGCAGUCACUCUGACAAACCGAAAGUGAAACAGUGUUUGGACCAAAGCACAAAUUAUCGCCGCUGACAAGAAUUAGUUCUUGAGAAUAAUUGAUAAAUUUGAAACAAUGUAACUAUGCUAAAGCAUUGUUUUUCAAGGAAACAUAUUUAUCAAUACCUUGAAAAUAGUCAGAUUUUAAAUGGUACGAACAAUUUGAAUUUUUUUUGUAGUUGUAUGUAUUCUUACGCCAGAGUCCAAUAUAGUCUCGUUCAACUGGACGCUCGGCUGUCUCCGUAAAUCUCCAAACAAGCAGAGAGUAUAUCUUGCUUGUCGGGAAUUAACGGCGAUAGCCGAGCGUUUGGUUGAACGAGACGAGAGUUCAAUAUUGCUUGGAACCAUAAAUUUUCCAGAAAUAUUUCUAUCACUGAUACAUAGUUUGAUUGAAUUUAUUAUAUCUUUAAAUAUUACUUAACAUGAUUCAUAUGGGGUUUUAUUAACAUUCUUGUGUCGAAAAAGUCCGAAAAGUCAUGUUAUAAAAUGUGCGUAAUUCAAAUACAGAUUAGAAACUACCUGUACUUGUCAUGCAAAAUAACAUAUCAUUGAUUUUAAAAUAAAUAAACAUCGAUAAAAUCAACUCCCGUCGGUUCUUCGGUACUUUGAUUUGCCUUUAGUUUAUUGUAGUACAUUAUAUGUUUUUUUUCUUCAGUUUUGGAGAAGUGUUUCUAUCAUAAUUUCAUGUUUAUGGCUGUGUAUCCUUUCCUUUCGUAGACCUUUUAUUCUUUAUUCUUGCACAACAGAUUGCUUGCUAAUGUGUAGUAAAUUAAUUUUAUAUUUACAAUCUUUCCUGUAUUUGAGAUAUGACAUGUUUACAUUUCAACGUGUGCAGAUAUCAUGAUGAAAAAAAAUAAUGUCUUUCAUUUCCAGUUCCUAGUUUGCAUCACAUGUUAUUAUUUGUUUUAAUUUUUCGGCAGAUAUAUGAUUUCUAUAAUGCAUCUUUAUAGUCACAGUUGAGUUAAUGUGUGAAUGUUAGACUAUUACAUUUAUAUAUUUUGUGUUUUCAUGUAUGACAGGAAUUGACAUUUUGUCCUGUUAUAUCAAUUAUUUACUAUCGUUCAAAGGGAAUGAAACUAUGCAUAUAUAGUACAA